Molecule: messenger RNA, 1471 nt
Organism: Delphinapterus leucas (beluga whale)
Lineage: Eukaryota; Metazoa; Chordata; Mammalia; Artiodactyla; Monodontidae
Gene: PIGM
Product: phosphatidylinositol glycan anchor biosynthesis class M
Biological process (GO): GPI anchor biosynthetic process
Cellular component (GO): glycosylphosphatidylinositol-mannosyltransferase I complex; membrane
Molecular function (GO): GPI mannosyltransferase activity; alpha-1,4-mannosyltransferase activity
Source: RefSeq, a predicted model, not a curated record
CCGCAGUUGUUUCGGUUGGCAGUCUAGCUGGUGGGAGUAGUGCCGGCAAGCUGAAGCAAGGAACCGCAGCUAAGGUUAGACCUUCCAAGGCAGUUUAGAGCUGGGGACUGAGCUGCUGUGGUGCAGUCAGAUCAUGAGCCCGACCACGCCCUCGGGAGAGUGGUUCCUGAACCUGUGGGUGUCCCCCGCCGGGGUAUUUGGCGUGGCCUUUCUUGCCCGAGUGGCCCUGGUUUUCUAUGGGCUCUUCCAGGACCGGACCCUGCUCGUGAGGUAUACAGACAUCGACUACCAGGUCUUCACCGACGCCGCGCGUUUCGUCACGGAAGGGCGCUCCCCUUACCUGAGGGCGACGUACCGUUACACUCCGCUGCUGGGGUGGUUCCUCACUCCCAAUAUCUAUCUCAAUGAACUCUUUGGAAAGUUUCUCUUCGUCAGCUUCGACCUCCUCACCGCCUACCUCGUAUACCGGCUACUGCUUCUUAAGGGGCUGGGUCGCCGCCAGGCUUGCGGUUACUGUGUCUUUUGGCUUCUUAACCCCCUACCUAUGGCGGUGUCCAGCCGAGGCAAUGCGGACUCAAUCGUCUCCUCCCUGGUGCUUAUGACCCUGUACCUAAUAGAAAAAAGGCUCGUCGCGUGUGCCGCUGUGUUCUAUGGUUUCGCAGUGCAUUUGAAGAUGUAUCCGGUGACCUAUAUCCUUCCCAUAGCACUCCACUUGCUUCCGGAACGCGACAGUGACGAAGGCCUCCGUCAAUCCCGGUAUUCUUCCCAGGCUCGUCUGUAUGAAUUCCUGAAGAGGCUGUGUAAUCGGGCUGUGCUGCACUUCGUAGCCAUUGCUGGCCUCACGUUUUUUGCCCUGAGCUUCGGUUUUUACUACAAAUAUGGUUGGGAGUUUUUGGAGCACACCUACCUUUAUCACCUGACCAGGCGGGAUAUCCGUCACAACUUCUCUCCAUACUUCUACAUGCUGUAUUUGACCGCAGAGAGCAAGUGGAGUUUUUCCCUGGGAAUUGCUGCAUUCCUGCCGCAAUUCAUCUUGCUUUCAGCAGUGUCUUUCGCUUAUUACAGAGACCUUGCCUUUUGUUGUUUUCUUCAUACGUCUAUUUUUGUGACAUUUAACAAAGUCUGCACCUCCCAGUACUUUCUUUGGUACCUCUGCCUCCUGCCUCUUGUGAUGCCACUAGUGAGAAUGCCUUGGAGAAGAGCUGUGGUUCUCCUGAUGUUAUGGUUCAUAGGGCAGGCCUUAUGGCUGGCUCCUGCUUAUGUUCUUGAGUUUCAAGGAAAGAACACCUUUCUGUUUAUCUGGUUAGCUGGUUUGUUCUUCCUCCUUAUCAACUGUUCCAUCCUCAUUCAAAUCAUUUCCCAUUACGAGGAGGAACCCCUGACAGACAGAACCAAAUAUGACUGAUAGAUGCUCCAGUUCUUCUGCAACUUGCGUUCUGAUUGUUAUGAAUGGACCAAAGAGAGCUUUGGA